ACAGAAUGAUUGACUCACUAUCAAACUAAAGUAACAGGUGUUCCAGGUGUACACGUGAGAGCAUCUCUGAACAUCAUCAGAAAACAUUUGGGUCUUUCAGGUUGUUCACACAAAUUACCAUGACGACCCCAUCAGCACGGAUCCGUAUCUACAGCGCCAUGAGCGUGGACGGGUACAUCGCCACGGAGGACGGAGGGGUCGCCUGGCUGGAACAGUUCAACACCGCGGACACGGGGUACGACGACUUCUUCAGAGAAAUCAGCACAGUGGUGAUGGGACGUACCACCUACGAGCAGGUUUGUGGAUUUGAUUGCCCAUGGCCGUAUGCUGGCAAGAAAACUGUCCUCCUCACCACCAAAAACCUCACCAACCUAACUACCGAACAGACUGCGUGCUAUUCCGGAGACGUACGCGACCUUGCAGACGACCUUCGCAAGACCACAACGGCAGGUGACAUCUGGUUGGUGGGAGGGCGGAUGGUUACGCAGGCGUUUCUGGACGCAAGGCUGGUUGACGAACUUGAACUGUACGUGAUGCCGGUGUUGUUGAACAGGGGAAUACGCAUGUUUGAACCGUCUGGAGGCACACCCAACGAUCUGACCAGUCUCAAACUGAAGGAGAGCAAAACAUUCCCCAAUGGUGUGGUCAAACUGGUAUACAACAAGGCAGACGUGUCUUGAAAUUAAUCUUGAUUAGGCCACACCAAUUUAAUUUCUUGGUUAACGGAUU
Molecule: messenger RNA, 729 nt
Organism: Branchiostoma belcheri (Belcher's lancelet)
Lineage: Eukaryota; Metazoa; Chordata; Leptocardii; Amphioxiformes; Branchiostomatidae
Exons: 4
Coding region: 120-680 (186 amino acids)
Biological process (GO): riboflavin biosynthetic process
Molecular function (GO): 5-amino-6-(5-phosphoribosylamino)uracil reductase activity
Source: RefSeq, a predicted model, not a curated record